Messenger RNA from Sphaeramia orbicularis (orbiculate cardinalfish), 4635 nucleotides. RefSeq names its product spermatogenesis associated 2 (gene spata2). The transcript is spliced from 3 exons. Bases 584 to 2290 code for a protein of 568 amino acids. Gene Ontology annotation, biological process: regulation of tumor necrosis factor-mediated signaling pathway; regulation of necroptotic process; protein K63-linked deubiquitination. The record is from RefSeq and is a predicted model, not a curated record. Gene Ontology annotation, cellular component: cytoplasm. NCBI's taxonomy places the organism in Eukaryota, Metazoa, Chordata, Actinopteri, Kurtiformes, Apogonidae.
GCUGAUGAACUGUCAGAAACGUGCGCAUGCGCAGUAUGUAGAUGGGAAUUUCCAACAGCUGAGGAGGCGUAGCUAGCCAGGGCUAGCACUUGUUAAAGCUUGGGUCAACUAGGAAGAGCCUCACCAUCAUGAGUGUGUCUUCGUGAUGCGUGAGCUUGAACUCUGCACACACUGUAAGCUGCUGAUGGAAUAGAAACAAGUUUUAAUGGUGUGAAGCAAAAGCGGACCGUGACCUAAUCUUCCACAACAUAGGCCUGUUUGUCUGGUAACAAGUCAGGCAUUGAGCCAGCACCAGAGAUGCCCCUAAGAAGGCAUCCCUCCAGGCUGCAGCCUAGCUACACCAACUGAAAGCACCAAACAGCUGCAUCUCUUGUUUGGUGGAUGUGCUGCUGACUGGACAUAAAGUCUCAUUCCCUGCUCACAUCUCUGAAACGCUGUCAACAUCGAGGGUGUGCCAGUGCAUACAGUUAAUUAUGGUAACGAAAAAUGGUGCUUGAAUGUGGCAUCUCAGUGCGGGGUAUGCUAAAAGGGGUGAGGCUCUCUCAGAAAAGCAUAACAGCUGACUAAUAGUCUGCUGCCGACAAUGGAUGCCAAGUUAAAGGAGGACCUAUUUCGAAGGUAUGUGGCUGCAUUGGAGAGGCGACUGGAGGACGGAGGGCACUCCACAGGAGUAGGAACUGCACCAGAGGGGGAGAGGGCAAAACAUAAGGACAAGGAGGCCCUGCUCUCAACUGCAACAGCUCUGUUAGGGGCCUACCAGCCAGAUCCAGGACAGCGUUUCCGCAUGGUGCGUUUCUAUGAAGUGGUGGAAAACUCACUCCGUUGCCAGAGAGGGGGUAACCUCAAAAGUCUGGAGAGAGCCUUCCACACACUGGAGACCAUCUGCACCAACCUCUUGCUCUUCCCCUGGAAGAAGGAGUUCAGAUGUAUAAAGACCUUCACUGGCCCAUAUGUGUACCAUCUGCAGUCUGCAAUUUCUGAUGCCGAACUUCGAUCACUAAUGCGCACCAUUGGCUACUCCUGCAACCAUGAUUCACAGUUCCAUUUGCAGGAGCACUCAGGAGGUGCAAAUCAUCUCCGUCAGUUGGCAUUUGAGCUCUUUCUGGCCCAGGCAGAGUGUCGUCUUCUCGGGGAGGUAGUGGCGCUGGCUCGUGGUUCGGCCUCAGAGCUGGAGGCCCUUGAACUCCGCCGAGGUUGCAGAGAUGAUGCAGCUGGGUGUGCUGAGGCUCUCCGUAGACGUGACAGCCUUGGGGCAGAUAUGGCUCGGUUGUCUGUGCGACCAAUGGAUAUAGAAAGACCCCAUGCUCACCAUCUGCGGCGAGGCAGCAGACCGUCUAAGUCUGUGGAUGUUACAGAUGGGGCUGGUCACUGGCACGCAGCAGUUAGCAAGCCUGUGUUAAAGGCCUCAUUGAGUCUGAGGAAGGAGCCUCUAUUUGUGGAUGCAGAGGAGGAUAUGAAGGAUGAAAUCAUCAGACCCUGCACUUCAGCCUCUCUGUUCUCUGUGGCAGCUCCACCCUCCUAUAGCCCUGUUGCGGAUUUCUUCCCAAUUCAGUCGCCUCCCCCACCUGAUGCUUACACAUCGUACCACCUGUCCUCUUUGGACGAGAUUGACUUGUACACAGAGAGGGGUGGCACUGGGACAGGAGGCAGGCAGACCCCCUCCCGUCCUCCAUCCAGAGAGCCUCGGGAUGCGAGAGAUGGGUGGCUCCUCAAGUCUCAUGGUAGUUUGAAAUGUCAGGGUUGUGGGCUGGGCUGUUCCACUAUGGCCUCCUGUCAGAGGUGUGACAUGAUCCUCUGUCCUGCCUGUCAUGAUGUGGACCCCUCCCCUUGUUGUGGCCUCCAGGACUACCACCUCAAAUCCCCCCGGCCCCUCGAUGGAUACAUCCCUGUCAAGGAAAAGCUCUCUGUCUACUCAAAUACUCACUCCCACUCCCUUCUCCACCCUCACCCCCUCACUCUGACCCACUCACACUCCCACCCACAUCCACACCCUCAGAUGGUGGAGAAACCCCUUGUGUCCACUAAGCUGUUUCCAAGCAAGUCUGUUGCCUUGACAACGCCAAAGGGAGGCAGCAGUGAGCGAAUAAGUAUGGGGGGAUCACGAUGCGGGUUUUGUAACAAGCCUGGUGCAUCACACACGUGUGUGAACUGUUCGAAGGUAUCAUGUGACUCAUGCAUGGGCUUGUAUGCAAAGGAUAUGUGCACGCGAAAAAACCCCCAGCACAGUUUUGUGCCCAACCAUCAGCUCAACUUCAAAUCUGGCACUAUAUCUCACCUGGUGUACCGAUGAAUCAGGCAGACACAGUAUUUGGUUUUCCCUUGAAGUCCCUUAACCUGCAAAGUAGUCUUGCACUAUUGCUUUAGCUCUGUUCCUGUUUAAACAACUCAUUCGCCAUUUUCCCCUUUAUCUGAUGGUCUCCUCGCUCUCUGUAACCCGCUCUUGAACUCUUGUACAUUUUCUCUUCCUGUUAGUAGGGCCCUGGAAUGCACAUGCCACAGAGAGCCAUAUCGUCUGCCCAUCUCUCUCUGCCUUGUACAAGUUCAGGCCUCUUUACCUGUUUCUUCUUCUUUUUACCUUGCUACCUGCUCUUGAGUAGUCAUGUGAUGUUGUAGCGCUUCCCAAAAAUCCUCAAAUGUUAUCCUUCUUAAAGGGAAACUGGAGAAAUGAGUUUCAUUCUUUCUCAUUUUGAAUGAAUUCCGUCCAAAUGAACAUAUAUACUUUGCCUAACUUCUCAGCUAAAAUUCCUCUAAUAUAUAAAUAUAUAUAUAUAUAUAUAUAUACAGUAUAUAUAUGUGUGUGAGUGUGAAUGUUUGCGAGUGUGUGUGUGUGCGUGUGUGUAGAAAAGACCUCUGAGCUUGCAUUGUGACAAAAGAGAUCUUUUUAAACUUGAAAAAUAAUAGGGAAAACAGAGAAAAUGUACACUGGAAGUCAAUAAGUCAAUAGUAUAUAUUUUUAAUCUUUAUUCUGUAGAACAAUGUGAGACUGUUAAAUGGGCAUGAGAUCUGGUAUUGGGACUUUUGUGGGAUAAACAUAUGUCUGUUUGUGUGAUUUUGGAAAUAUCUCAAAGGGAAAUAUUCAGACAAUGGUCAGAUGCCAUAAAGUCUAUUUAAAAGAUUUUGCCUUGUAAAUUAAUCCUUGUUUCUGGUUACAUGACUGACAUUUAAAUGCUGCUGUUGACUUGAGACAUUGAAGAAGUGCGAUCUUGAAAUCUUUCUGGUAAAUAGCCUGUUGAGUUGUGUCAGUUCCAAACCCCCCUACCCUUUCAUUACACUCCAUGGUUCAACGUCCAUGGUUCAUGAUGUUGUAAUGCCCCCUCACUGGUCACUGAUCAGUUGUUGCCUGUCAGUCUCAGGUGGAGUUGGAGGAAGUCUCUAGUCGGGCCACUUCUUUGACAGAACGUGAGCCUAUUGAUUGGUUUUAGACAGUAUGAAAGUGUGUACUCUGACACGGUUUCUGUCUACCUCAAAUGGCUUCAGCUUACACACCGAAUCUGACAUUGUGGUUUUAAACUAGCCCUUGAAACCUAAAUGUAUUAAUCACACAGUUACUCUUAAAUUAGCACUUAAUCUUUGGCGGGUUUAUGUCUUGAAAAACGCCUAACUCGCACACAAAAUGUUAGCAGAGGUUAUUUAUUUUAAUGUCAGGCUUUCCAAUCUGGGCAGUACUUUAACACAGCACAUGGUUUUCUGUCGAAUUUGGUUGUGAUCAUACAUGGGACACAAAACCCAAAAACAUGAACACCUAAAAACUACAGUGCAGUCUAACAGAAUAGGACUGCAACAAACACUACCUUUGAGGAUUAAAAGAGUUAAAGAACAUUCAGAACUAUCUGCACUAAUUGGCUUUGAGCUUUCAUUUCGGUGAAUAACUGGAUGCUGUGUUUGUUUUUUCCAGUCAAUAAUUGACUCCCUCUCAGUCAUAUCUUGAAGACUUUAAUCUCACUAAACUUUGACACGCAAAGGGACAAUUGAGGACAGAGUUCUUCACUAAUUACACACUCAACUUAUACUUUCUCUUUAGUAACUUCACUGUGAAAUGGCUUAAGCAUCUGAGAAAAGGAGGUUGAUUGUUAUGAUUUUAUUUAUGAACUAAAGUAACAUGUCCCCUCCACACAAAAUAACAGUUUUGUGUCCGCUCCGUCCCUUUAUUUUGCUUGAAGGGGAAGACGUCCCUGUGUCUGAGAUCUGAGUUUAAUGUGUGGACCUGUGAGCACAAUAUUUGGCAUCUGAAAUGUUUGGCAGCCACUUAGAUCUUGUGAUCCAUUUAGGAAAUAUCUUGUUAGAACGUAAAACUAUGGGACAUAUUAUAAAACAUUAGAUUUUGACUGAGGGAGGUGGAAGAUGUGUCAUUUUAAUGUAUAAUGAAGUCACUGCAACUGUGGGAAACCUUAGCAGACGUAAAAGGCCUUAGGUAGGUGUGAGUUAUGACACUUUAUUUUUGUAUAAUUGAAGACGCAUUAAUUUCAUCAAACAUUAUUAGUUCAUUUCUAAGACCUGGAUUAUUACGGGUAAAUAAAUUCUGCUAACAUGUAGAAUUGGAAAUCCUAAUGCAUGUACGAGAUGGGAGUUAUUGCAGUAUAUCGGAGUUGCUACUCACCAAGGGCUAAUUUAAAUCACAUUUCAUACAAGAAAAAA